Messenger RNA from Aspergillus puulaauensis, 705 nucleotides. RefSeq lists its product as uncharacterized. NCBI's taxonomy places the organism in Eukaryota, Fungi, Ascomycota, Eurotiomycetes, Eurotiales, Aspergillaceae. The record is from RefSeq and is a predicted model, not a curated record. Bases 1 to 705 code for a protein of 234 amino acids. The transcript has 3 exons.
AUGACAGACACUCAGGAGGCAGACGCCCCACGGAAGCCUCAAGGCUGGGUAAUGGUCCUGCUUCUAUGCUUGGAAUGCCUUCUGUUCCCAAUAGUAUCCGUCGUCAUCCUUUUCGUCUUCAUUUUCUCGACCAGGCCGUUUCUCGCCCUCGUCAACAGCAAGCCCGAGGUUCGCCAUCCUCCUUACAGCCCCUAUAUCUGGACAAGCGCCGUCGCACCGAUCGCUGUUUCUAGCAUCGCCCUCACCUGGGCAAUCCUCCUAUUCUACCCACAGUUCAAACUCGCCACGAACCCCUCUUACACAAAAUACUGGUGGGCCGCCGUAACAACCUUCCGGCUAUGCAUCGUAGUAGUCCUCGUUGCCAUCGCCGUCGCAUCCGCCCAGUACAUGCCCCUACCGCUCGGGUCCUGCGAGAACGAACACGAGUGGCGACCCGGCUCUAACGUGCCCCCCAACACACCGACGGUAUUCGAUGUCCUGCCCCGCGGCUGGAGAAAGGGGUCCGGCAAGGGCCGUCAUCGUUGGUACUAUGAGUCUGGGUGCACGAGGCUAGCGCAGAUUUGGAAAUUGGAUAUUGCAAUUGCGGUGUUGUAUUUUGUCAUGGCGUGUGUCUCGACGUACCUGUGCGCGCGCGCGCAAGGGAUCUCGUGGCGCCGGUGGUCGUUUAAGACCAAGCGUGAGACUCAAUAUCACCCCGUCAACUAA